AUGCAGCUCCACUCGGGUCUGUACCUGAAUUGCAGCAGCCCAGCCAUCCAGCCCUUCGGAAUGCCAGAUGAAGAAGCCCAGAGACAGUCGCUGUCGUUCCUAGGACACAUCAUCGAUCAAGACGGCUUACGACCAGAUCCAGCGAAGACAAGUGCUAUUUCGCAGAUGCCAGCUCCCAAGAACGUGUCGCAGCUUCGAUCAUACCUUGGAGCCAUCAAUUAUUAUGGACGUUUCGUCAAGCAAAUGAAGGAUCUACGAGCACCCAUGGACUACUUGCUGAAGAAAAACGUUGAGUGGGAAUGGACGGAUAGCUGCCAGAAAUCGUUCGAGAAAUUCAAAACGCUGCUGAAAUCAGACCUGUUGCUGACCCAUUUUGACCCAAACAAGGACAUUAUUGUCGCAGGAGAUGCAUCAAAAGAUGGCGUAGGCGCAGUUAUUAUGCAUCGUUUUCCGAACGGAUCAGUUAAGGCUAUUUCGCAUGUUUCAAGAUCUCUCACCGCUGCAGAACAGAAUUACGGACAAAUUGAGAAAGAAGCCUUGGCUCUAGUGUUCGCUGUAACCCGCUUCCAUAAGAUGCUAUUCGGUCGGAAAUUUAUUUUGCAAACGGAUCACAAACCGCUACUCAAGGUGUUUGGAAGCAAGAAAGGCAUUCCUGUAUACACUGCCAACCGACUUCAACGUUGGGCUCUAACACUGAUGCUGUACAACUUCGACAUCCAAUUUGUGAAAACUGAGGAAUUCGGACAUGCUGACUUGCUUUCAAGAUUGAUGAAGUGCCAUGAACGAGUCGACGAGGAGUAUGUCAUUGCUUCUAUACAAAUGGAAGCCGAUGUUCAAGCCGUUCUCAGUGAUUCCACAUCAAGUCUACCAGUUACGUCAGAAAUGAUCGCUGCUGAAAGCUCGAAGGAUUCCGCUCUGAAAUCAGUUAUGCUUCACAUAAACGAAGGUUGGCCCGAACAUUCCACGGAGAUUAGUGACCCAGCCGUCCAACAGUUUUUCACUCGUCGGCACAGUCUUCAGAUCGUCCAAGGAUGCAUCAUGUUCGGAGAUCGAGUUGUUGUUCCUGUUCGUUUUCGGAAACGCAUUCUUCAGCAGCUACAUAGAGGUCACCCAGGAAUGGACCGGAUGAAGUCGCUUGCAAGAAGUUUCGUCUACUGGCCCAAGAUUGAUGAUGACAUCGAAGGACUUGUCCGGUGCUGUAGAUCAUGUGCUGAAGCUGCCAAGUCACCUCGCAAAACGGAUUUGGAAUCGUGGCCUGUUCCAUCGAAGCCGUGGGAGAGAGUGCACAUCGAUUAUGCUGGCCCGAUUGACGGUUUCUACUAUUUUCUGGUAACCGACGCUUUCUCAAAAUGGCCGAAAAUUUUUCGUACACGAAGCACUACCACAUCAGCGACGCUGGACAUACUUCAGGAAAUCUUUGCAAGAUUUGGUAAUCCAAGGACACUCGUUUCGGACAACGGAACGCAAUUUGUUAGCGCCCGCUUCAAGCAGUUUUGUGAUGAAAAUGGAAUAACGCUCUUGACAAUUGCACCAUACCAGCCGCAGUCUAAUGGACAGGCUGAGCGCUUCGUAGACACCCUUAAAAGAGGACUCAAGAAGCUUCGAGAAGGAGGUAAAACCACGACGUUUCAGCAUCUUCAAACUUUCCUGUCCGUCUACCGGUCGACUCCGAAUCGAAGCGCACCUAAUGGCAAGUCUCCUGCAGAGCUUUUCCUUGGAAAAACUGUCUCUACACCGUUAGAUUUGCUGAAGCCCAGGAGAACUACCUCCGUAGCCGUGAACGACAAGCAAAACGAACAGUUCAAUCGACGUCAUGGGACCGUGAAAAGAGAGUUUUCUGCUGACGAUCUGGUGUAUGCGCAGAUUCACCAUCGAAAUGUGACCACUUGGAUUCCUGGCAAGAUCAUUGAGAGGAAAGGUUCUGUGAACUACAAUGUACUUCUGGACAAUGGUCGUCUUAUCCGCUCUCACACCAACCAAUUGAGAGGACGUCAUCUGGAAACUCAUCUGGAAACUUCCUUCGAAGAUGUCGAUACAGAUCAUCAGCUAUCAUGGACCAUGCUGCUUGAAGAAUUCAAUAUUCCUAUUCCAUGUUCAAUCAACCGCAAUGAUCCAAUCGAUGAACAUCCGCAGAAUCCGGUGAGAACUGCCACCUGA
Molecule: messenger RNA, 2157 nt
Organism: Aedes albopictus (Asian tiger mosquito)
Lineage: Eukaryota; Metazoa; Arthropoda; Insecta; Diptera; Culicidae
Exons: 2
Coding region: 1-2157 (718 amino acids)
Biological process (GO): DNA integration
Molecular function (GO): nucleic acid binding
Source: RefSeq, a predicted model, not a curated record